Caenorhabditis auriculariae is the source of this 7320-nucleotide messenger RNA. Lineage: Eukaryota; Metazoa; Nematoda; Chromadorea; Rhabditida; Rhabditidae. The record is from the annotation of a GenBank genome assembly.
AUGGUGGCGGUGGACUCGACAGGCAAAGUUGAUCGUAAGUUUCGAUGUUUGCGUAGAUGACAUCAUAGCUGACGACAUUAUAACCAAAUCUGGGUCGUUUCCCAUUUUUCUAUUCACUUUUCCACAAUUUUUUUUAAUUAAGUUUUCAUGUUUUCUAAUAUUUUUUUAAAAAACUAUAUUCAAUCCUGAACGCAUUUUCUUGAGUUAUUUGAAAAUUUGCUCUGGAAAUCGCUGAAAAUGUGUUGAGGAAAUGAGGCACUUUUUCCACAUUUUUCCUUCACGCGAUAUUUGUUUACUUUUAUUUUUUCUGAUGCUUUGUUGCGUUUUGAGAGAGAAUAAUUGAGUUUUGCCAUUUUUUUUUUGUUGAAAUGCUUCGAAACAAUAUACUUUUUGAGGAAUUUAGUCUAGUUUAGUUUCACGCCGUAAUCAGGAACUCGAAAAGUUUCGAUGAUUCAUAGGAAAACUUCAAAGCUUUCUUGAUUAUUUGCUUGCUAUAAAAAUAACAUAUAGAACGAAAAAUUUCUGUUUGCAUAUUUUUUUUCCUAAUCGUUUGAAGACCUUUUUCGAAUAUUGUUUCAAGUAAGCCAUGGAUGAACUUUGCUCUGUUUUCUUAUUCAAAGAGCGAGGUUUUUCCGACAAUUAUUUCCAAGCACGACCUUCGAAAUCACCAAGUAAACAAGAAGAUUUAUGAAAGGGAAAGAAAAUGAACGCGGAACCGCCUGAGAAACACGAAGAAUUGGGGCUUCUGCCGUUGGAAAUGGACGGCGAGAGGCAGGACGCAGAGCCGCGAGACUCUUGAGCCGCCGAGUCAAUGAAGAAGCUGUCUCUAGAGGAGGCUAGAAGUGCUCCAGGCGUUUUUAGGGCACUGCAGCCAGGGACGCAGAUUCCUCCCAAAUUGCCACUCACACACACUCUCGUUUGGAGUUCCCUUUUUCUCACUUGGAUCUCUAUUAGAUAUAACUUCUUGAUUUAUAGGCCAUUUCACGCUAGUAACGUUUUUUUCUGCAAAAGGAAACGGAUAAACCUCGCUCUGGGACUUUUUUGAAGCGUCCCGAAAAAAGUUUGAUUCCGUUAGCUUUAAAUAUUCUGUAAUUCGACCGUUUCGCGCGGAAUUUACUGAAUCCCAAUAAGGAAGUUUCUAGAAACUUGAACGAAAAGUUUGAAGUUUCAAUUCAAUUCAAUUUGUUUAUUUUUUCGCAACAUCGGGAUGGUAUGGUGAUGUUGCAGGGAGGGAAAAAGACCACUAGGUGGAUUAACUAACCCCACCUGUUUCGAAGCUUUUCAUUUUCCGCGCUUUUUAAACUGCGAUGAGUGCUGUUAACAUCAUUUAAAGUUUAUUUUUCAGGUUUUCUUGGAAUUUUUACCCUUCCAAAGCUAUUCUCUAUGUUUUGAAAGACGUGAAGCGAUAAAAAAUUCUUUUGUCAAUUUUUCCAUCAAAUAUUCACUACGUAUACGUCAGUUUCGUGAAUUAUGGUGUCUUCUGUGUAAACACACCGGAACGCAUUAUCGCAUACUUCAAACUUUUUAUUUUAAAUUUUGGAAUUUUUGAGCUAAUGAAAUCAACUCUAUUUGAAGAAAAUGAUGUUGAAAAAAACCUUGGAAAAUUCUAAAAAGCUGUGUGAACAUCCUUUUCUUCGCGCGUUCGUCAAAAAAUUUUCUCUUUCCUAUCCCAAAUUUCGUUUCGAUACCCUUUUUUUAAAAAUUACCGUCUUUCUAACAAAUUUUCGUAUUUUACUAAAUCAAAUCAUAAAAAAGGCUUUCAGAGCUUCGAAAAAUGCCCGAAAGCGUCGCUGAAAGACGUAGAAAGGUUAGAUACUGCUUCAAAUGUUCCCUAGAAAAGGGAAUUUUUCUUAAGAUUCUGGUCGGCGAACUGCCCCCGGAUUUUCUUCGUUUGGCUGUACCUGCCCCAACGGCGGCCGGUCCUGUACCUGUUUCCGUCGUUGAUCCGGCAACUGCCGCUGAAUUGGAACAGCAGCAUCAGCAGUACGCGGCUGCUGUUCAGCAGGUGAGGAAAAUAGGACGAGAAAAGGGCAAAAAGUACCUUGAAAGGAUCACAGUGUUCCAAAAGAGACGGCGGCAAGCCAAAAAAAAGGUCGUCGCAAUGGGGCGAAAACGCGAGUUUUUUCUAACGCAACGCGGUGCGGCGCGUAUCACCCUUACAAAAUUUCAUUUAUUUUUGAUACGGUUUUUUCUCCUUUUCUACCAUUCUUUUGUAUUUUUUCACGUUGUAUGUGUUCUUAAAACGUGUUUAUCGCGUUAUUCAGAGAUUUGAAGAAAUUUUCGAUUGUUUUCGUCACAGAAAUUUGCAUUAAAAGGACAUUUUUUUGAUGACAACUUAUUUCGCAUAAGAUAUUUCUUUUUUUGUUUUAUAAAUUUCAAAUAAACUUUCUUGAGAGAAACGCUUUGAGAUUUUUUUUCUCCAAAUCGAGGCAGUAUUUGACGAAUUUAUUCUUGAAAAUGUCAUUUUGGGUGACAACUUUAUUCGUACAAGCUAUUAUGUAUCUGUUUUUUUGUUUUAAAACGUUCAAGUGGUAUUUCUUAAGAGAAGUGCUGUGAGCUUUUUUUCUCCAUUUUCCCUUUGAAGUCUCGAUUUGACGAGUUUUCCUAAAAACGACAUUUUGGGAGAUAUUUUGUUUUGCAAAAACUUUUUCGUCUCUUUCUUCAUUUAAAUGUGUUCGUUAUAAUUUAAUACAUAUUAAAAAAAUCUUUGAAAAACUUGCGAGAACCUAGGAAAAAACAUCAUUUGAUGGUCUUUUUUUCCAACCACUAAAUCCACAAAACUUGACUCUCAUCCCCGCGCCCCUAUUGCAAUAAACCGUGCCGCUGUUGCAGUCAGCCAAGCCUACUGACCACAGCUGCCGCUCGUUUGGGAACACUGUGAAGGAGCUUUUGUUUUCAAGUGACCACCCUAUGACUUUUUAUGGAAAAUAUUCCGAUCUUUUUUGUUGAAAGCCGAAGAAAGGAGUUUAUAGGUCAUUCCGCGCCAGCUUGUCACGAUUUUAAAUUUCAAACAAUCUUUUUGAUUUUCUUUUUACAAACUCAGCACAGAGUCUGAGUGUGUAUAGUUAAGGCGAAAAAUGAAAUCAAUCCAUUAAAAACAGCCUCGUAACUUAAUAAAAGAGAAAGAUAAAAUCUAAGGAAUAUCUUUUAUCAGAAAUAAUAUUUUAUUAAAGGCGCACGCAAGGGAGAACACCGAGAGCAUCGAAGCGAAGCGCCGAAAUGGGUUCUCUAGCUCCGAGGAAAUUUAAAAUCGUGACAAGCUGGCGCGAAAUGACCUAUAGAACAUUUUUCGGAACAUUUUUUAUUUUUUUGAGGCUUUUUGGAAUGUCUAUUGGAGUUUGCUCUUGGAAAUCUCUUUAAAAAACUUUUUCGAAGCCAAGAAAUUCGUAAAUCCUAGUAGAUAUCUUUAACUUAUUUAGAAAUUAGCGCAGUCCAAGAAUCCUUUCGAAUGAUAAAAGCAAAGAGAAGUCUUAUUUUUUUACUCCUCUUUAACAAAAUAAUAUUUUUUACAGUUUUCUAGACCUUCUUUUUGAAAAUUCGUCGAUCUUUUUUUUUUAUUUUCAGUGAUUUUUUUGAAUUGAAUAGUCAUUUUACAGCAACUCUACGGAUUCGUGCCGCCAAACACCCGCGGACGACUAUCCGUGACGAUCCAAGAGGCCAAUUUGGUCAAGAACUACGGCCUCGUCCGCAUGGACCCUUAUUGCAGGUUACUUUUCAUUUUUCAUUCCAUAAAAUUGUUCCGAAAGUCCUUUUAUUUCUUCUUUAUAAUGAUUUAGAUGAGUUUCUUGUCCUUUUUGCAUUUGUAGAACCCUAUUUGAUUUUUUUCAAAUGAAAUAAUUCAGUUUGAACUUUUUUUAAAAAAAUUUCUGAUUUUAUUUCUGUCGUCUUAUUUGAUAAUUCUAUGAAAUUAAUUCAUUCUCAAAUUUUUGGUUUUUUUAAAAUUAUUGCCAUGUUCAGGAUUAUUCUGAAUGCCCCCAAGUAGGUAAAAAUUAUUUUUCUAACGGGUCUCGAAGCGAUCUGAAAGGAGACCGCGUUCUUGAUCGGACAUGAGGGGGACUAAGGAGUUUUUUUCCCUUUUCUGUUCAACUAAUUAUAAGUUCAAAGCUUGAAUAUGUUUCUCACUCGAAAAAAAUUGAAUGUUUUUUUAAGAGUUCGGGUCGGGAACGCGGUCUUCGAAACGAACACAGUUCUGAGUGGCGGCAGGCAGCCGGCCUGGAACCGCACCGUUCAUGCAUAUCUGCCCAACAACGUCGAGAGUAUCUACAUCCAGAUUUUCGAUGAGGUUAAUGUUUCUCCCCAAAUAUAAAAAGCUUGAAAAGAAGAACAAACUGCUGUCAAAUGAUGAUUAUAUCUACUUCAAUAUGUAAUUUUUUGAGAUUUCAGAAAAUUUUUCCGAAUUUCAGUUCUUUCUUUCGAUUUUUGUUCAUAAUGCUAAUCAAAAACUUGUUAAGAAGAAUAAUUUCAGAGAAAUUACACUUUAUAGCAUAUCCCCCUGCCCCGCCUCGAUUUUUUUCAUCGAUAUCAUUUUAAAAAUUAAGAACUUCCUUUUUGUAAAUUUAUGAGGUUUAGAAGAACCAGCUUCCGACUUUUAAUCCACAUUUUCCUUAGUCAGCUUCAAAUCCUCCCAAAGUUGAAAAUAAUUCAGAGAAAAAUCUUGUUUCUAGUUUGAUUUUUUUAACAAAAAGCCUCCUUUAAAUGCUACUUUUUUUCAAUAAUUAAUAUUUUAAAUAUUCUCAUUUUUUUCCCUGACUCUAAACAAAAUUUCAUUUAUUCCAUGUUCAAAAUGCUUAGAAACGCCAGAGUGGUCCCUAUAUGGUUUAGAGCUUUACCCCAAAAGCUCAAGUGGUCUCUGUAGGAAUUUUCUAAAUUUCUUUCUUCUUUAAAAGUUAAAUACGUAUAUAGGGAUCACUAGCGUGCUCCCCUGGAGUGGCCUCUUUUGCAAGCUUUUUUGCCACCCUACUUAGGAAUUUCAUAGUCCCUAAAGGGGUUACGGGGGCAAUCUCUACGAACCUCUAUAGAGGCCCCUAUACUUCUAAAGUGGUCCCUAUAAGCGUAAAACUAAGUGGCCUCUCAAGUGGCUUAGAAUCUGACCCCUUAGCCCCUAAAGCUCAAGUGGACCCUAUAGGUCUCACAAGUUUAUUCAAAAAACGCUAAUUUAUCCAGUUUUCUCCCAUGGAGAUGCUUCUUCGCUUAAAGUUCAAAACAUUUAUCGACUAGCAUUUUCCCUAUAGGGACCACUUUUACAAGCUUGAGUGACCUCUAUAGGGGCUGGUAAUGUGGUCCCUAAGGUUGCCCCUCUAGACACCACUCGGCGUUUUGGGGAAUUUUGCGGAACUCAAAAAAAACGUCACAGAUUAAAAAAAUAACGUGAUUUGAGAGAGUCAGAGAUAAUAUUGAAUAACUUCGUUUUUGAAAAUAAAUAUAAUUUUUUUUUUCCAGAGAGCCUUCAGCGCCGACGAAUGUAUCGCCUGGGCGCAUAUCAUGCUCCCUCAAACAAUUUUCAACGGAGAAUCCGUUGAUGACUAUUUCCACCUCAGUGGCCAACAGGUGAUUCUGAACUCUUCCAUUUCUGUGGCUUUUCGAACUGAAAAACAAAAAAAAUCCCUAAUUUCAAGCCAAAACCGUGAGAAAACGACUUUUUUACAGUUAUUUCGCGCAACUUUUUUCAAAAAACUUCUUGAAUUUUCUCUCAAAAUGCACCUCAAUUCGGCUUCGUUGUUCCGGAAGGCCGCCUUGGCUGUUAUCUUUUUUUUCGGCGUUUCAACCGGAAUCGGCCGUUUUUCCGGCGUUUCCUCGGCCAUUGUCGGCUCUUUCCACUUGAGACGCGAUAUCGCAAACUGAAAAAAAUCAUUAUUUUUCUACUUUUUUUAUUCUUUUUCAACUUGGAAAAAUUAAUUUCUAUACACUUGAAUGUUUCAGUAAAAUGAAAUUUUUUUAAAGAAAAAUUUCAUUUUAGCGGUUCUUGUGAAGAAAUUUCGAUAAAAAAAUAUGGAUUUUUGAAGUUUUAAAAACUUUCAUUCCGUUACUCUCUACCUCUCUCCUUUUUUUUCUUGUACCAUUUCAUUUCUCUAAUCUGUUUCUAUCUUUCUCUGCGAAUUGUUACAAGAAAAGUUGGUUUUUUAGGGUGAAGGCAAAGAAGGAAUGGUGCACUUGGUUCUGGCUUUCGCCCCCGUCGAAAAUCCGGCAGCAAAUAUUCAGAAUGUCGAUCCGGCAAGCGUUCCGCCGCCUCCGCAGCGUGAGUUUGGGGAAAUUUCGGAAUAAUUUUUGAAAAAAAUGAUUUGAAAAUGAGAAAUUUUCCCUUUUUUGCAAGGACUUUUUGGGUUAAGGCCUGGAUUUUUUGUUCUUUUUUGGGUUGGGGAUUGAAAGACUGGACUUAGGGAGAGGGAAAAGGACGUUAAAAUGUUUCGGAAAAAAAAUAUAGUGGCUGAGAAAGAAAUCCUGUGAAAAUUAGCUGCGAAAAACAGAUUUCAAAACAUUUUGAAAAAAAAAACCAGGAAGAAAAUUUCGUAAAAUGGCCCACAAUGGUUUCUUGGAAAAUUAUAGUAAAAUAUCACACUGCAGAAUUGUUUUUUCAAUCCCCCAAUAGUACAACUAACCGGAGAUUAUCACAUUUCGAGUUUUUUAAAGGGUUUUUGAGUUUUCAUUUUGGAUCGAGAACCUCUGAAUAUGGAAAAUUCAAAAAUUCAUUUUUUUUUUUUUACAAUUUUAGCCAGGAUUAUGUUAAUUAAAGCUUUAUGGAUUUUUGGAAAAUAAUUGUGCGGCGGUUUAAAGGAGCAUGAACGACAUUUCAUGAAGGUCUCGAAGCGAAGAGCCGUUUUUAAGUUGUAUUUUGGGGUUUUUGUUUUACAGCAAAGGUUUUUUUGAGCUGGAUAAAUUAAGGAAAAGAUAGUUUUUGAUGGAAAAUUGAGAUAAAGAUGCUUUGAAAUUUGAAAAAAAAAACCCCCAUUUUGAAGCUUUUUUUAAAAUGAAUUUGAAUAUUGAGCCUUUUCAUGAUGCGAACGGAAUCUAUUUAGAUUUUUCCAUUGAAAUUAUUUUAUUUUGUUUUGAAAGAAAGAAAAAAGAAAGAAAAAUGUGAAGCAGGUGAAAAUUCCAAACGGAAAAGCUGAUUUCAGCUGUCGAGAUAACUGACGAAGACACGAAAGAAAUCGUGGCAAUGUUCCCGGAAAUCGACAAGGAAGUCAUUCGUUGCGUUCUCGAGGAACGGCGAGGUAAAAAAUCAUAAAAUCAUCAAAAUUUCCAGAGAAAACAUGAAAAAUUUGAUUUUCAGGCGAUAAAGAUGCAACGGUCAGCGCCCUCCUUGAAAUGACCCAAUCGAAAUAA